Aspergillus thermomutatus is the source of this 1635-nucleotide messenger RNA. RefSeq lists its product as uncharacterized. Gene Ontology annotation, cellular component: nucleus. Gene Ontology annotation, molecular function: zinc ion binding; RNA polymerase II cis-regulatory region sequence-specific DNA binding; DNA-binding transcription factor activity, RNA polymerase II-specific. The record is from RefSeq and is a predicted model, not a curated record. Lineage: Eukaryota; Fungi; Ascomycota; Eurotiomycetes; Eurotiales; Aspergillaceae. Gene Ontology annotation, biological process: positive regulation of transcription from RNA polymerase II promoter by galactose; DNA-templated transcription. The transcript is spliced from 3 exons. Bases 1 to 1635 code for a protein of 544 amino acids.
AUGGUCUUCCCUCGAUCUAAAAGGCGAAGAUUGCCCUCUCGACAAGCUUGUAUGAAUUGUCGCACAAGAAAACAUCGCUGCGAUGGUGUGCGACCUCAAUGUGGAGAUUGUCGAAGCCGGGAGACCUUUUGCCAGUAUUCGGAUGAAGCAAACGAUCUAGACAGUCGAGUUGAAAUAUAUCGCCGGUCUGGGGAAUCUGCAGGUUCCAUCAAUCACCACCGGGAAACCUCGAAGACUUCGUCGGGCGCGGAUGAAUAUCCUCGUACCUUACCUCCACCAGCGUCCUCCACUUAUAACACCUGCACCCUGCCGCCAAGUGAAGAUCCGAAUGUGUCAGGCUUGGCUGCAACCACCCUAGCGCCAACAGCUCCAUUAAAAGAGAAUGCUGAGCUCCGAGGUUUUUUUGGAGAAUCGUCGACAAUCGCGUUUGUCUCAAACAUACUAGGCAGUCCCCAACACAGCCCUGGUGUUCACCUGCCGAAGAGCGACCUAAAACAUGGAAUUUCUGCCUUGCAGAUGUCAUCCACAUGCGAAAUUUAUAAUAAGGCCCACUUGGACAAAAGUUCACUUACUUUCCACAUCCCUGACCGGCACAUCGCGGACGGAAUGGUGGACGCUUAUUUUGAACGUUUCCAUCCCCUCUACCCUUUCCUUCACGAAGGAACUUUCAGAGCCGAGUACGAAAGGAUGUGGAGUUCGGCAUCGGAUAGCCCUUUGCGAUGCUCGUGGUACGCUCUUUUAAAUAUUGUGUUUGCGCAUGGCUGCGAAUUCUGCGAUCUCGUUCCCAAGCACAGGCUCCCGGGUAUCGUUCGCCCUUUCGUCGACCGGUCCCGGGAAACCACUUUGUCCCACAUCUAUCAGCAAAGUAAUUUGGAGUUUGUUCAAGUCCUGCUUUUACUUUCCCAUUAUCUUCAGGGUACGUUGGAACUCAAUGAAUGCUGGAACCUGGUUGGCUUGAUGAUUCGGACUGCCGUUAGCAUUGGCCUCCAGUUGAAUGCCGACGGUCUAGAACUCACGGCAUUGGAAAAGGAGGUUCGAAAAAGAGUCUGGUGGGGGUGCUUCAUCAUUGACCAGACUCUUAGCAUGAAGCUUGGCCGCCCAAGGGCACUCCAGCUGGCGGAUGCGGAGGAUGUUCCCUGUCCUUCGCUAAUCGAUGAUCAAUACAUUCACGACAGAUCAUCCGUCGCUCGACAGCCUGCGGGCUGUCCUUCGACAAUCGCGUUCUUUCGACAUACUAUCGAGCUAUCAAAGAUCAUAGAGAGAGUUCUCUAUCAUUUGUACACAGCAAAGAGUGUGAGAGCGAGAUCUGCUGCGGAUCCUUACGAAUCACCAAUCCCAGAACAGCACCUCAUCCUCAGUACGGUCGUCCGUCUUGACGGGGAACUCCAAGCUUGGUGGACUGAUGUACCUGUGCACCUCUUAGAAGACACAGAUGCGAUGGAGGGACGGGUCUUUCGACGUCAACAGGCUGUCAUGAGGAUUAGAUACCUUCAAAUCCGACUACUUAUUCACCGACCUCUGCUUCUCCUUUUCACCCGGCAAGAUAUUGGGGAUGCCUUUCUACGAGAAGCUACGAUAGCUGGUUCGAAAGCUUGCAUCGAUGCGGCGUGUCAGACUAUACAACCUCCAUUGUAA